Messenger RNA from Racocetra fulgida, 285 nucleotides. NCBI's taxonomy places the organism in Eukaryota, Fungi, Glomeromycota, Glomeromycetes, Diversisporales, Gigasporaceae. The record is from the annotation of a GenBank genome assembly.
AUGAGCUUAAAUAUUCCUGACGAGGACUUAAUCACGACUAAUUACGAUGACGUCUCUGACCUUAAUGGUGCUGCGACUAGUGCAGUUUUAACUGCUGCCGAAAACGCCACUCCAUAUGUUCCAUUUAUUAAAAAUGAAAUAUUGGCUGCCAAUAACAAAACAUCACCACUUAUUUCGCAAAAGCACCCAGAACACUUUUAUAAUUCAAAGCUCACUGAAAAGUACUUAGUUACGACCAAUUACGAUGACACUACUGCUAUAUCUUCUGAAAAACAAUGGCGUUAG